AAGGGAACUAAUUUAUAAAUAAAAAAAACUUGUAUUUCAAGAGUAAAGGUGUAGAACUGGACAAGUUCAAUUUGAAUAUCAUAAUCAAUUUUAUAACCUCAUUAGUUUGUUUACAUAAUGGAUUCAUGUCUUCAUUUUCAUAAUACUAUUGCUUUCCAAUACAAAUAUUGAAUAUUAUCUAUACAAGUAAAAACAAGGAAUAACUCUUUGAUACUAAUACUAAUGAUUUUUUAUUUGUUUGAAAACAUUCGUUAUAAAGGAUUAAUACUAUCUUGAUUCACAGAGGAGUAAAACAAGUAUUCAUCAGUUUUAUCUAUAAAGAUACUGAUUAUCCACAUAUCUUAAACUGUAUUAUUUAAAUAGUUUAAAAGUAAUCUGAUCAGAAUAAUUACAAUAUUAAGAUUUUCUACAUUCUAUAACCUUAGAUAAAACAACAUUGUAAAUAUCGGAAAUAGUUGAAUACUUCUACAAUAUAUUAUUGUUUUAAUCAAAAUGAACUGAUGUGUAAACAAUCAACAAUGACUUCAAAAACAAACGAAAUUUGAGUUAUAUGCAUCGAUGUAGAAUGUUUAUUUAGUCGUUCUUCGGAUUUGUUAAAUAAAAUAUGCCCAAAUUUCUAUUACAAGACAGUUUCUGCGUACAUCUUCUCCUUGUAAUUAUUUGGGGCAAUGUUGAAAUGCAAACUACUGAAAAUACAACAUCGAAUCGUUUGAGCAGAUCAACAUCAUCCAUGAUUAACUUCAGUGGUCUACCAAUAACACGAUUAUAUGUAAGUAUACCAGAAGAAUUAACACCUGGCAGCCUUGUUCUAGAUUUGAAUAAACAUCCCAAAAUAAGUAGUUUUUUAACUGAUCAGAAUGCUCUUGUAAUGUAUAACAGUGGUUCAUAUCGAUAUAGAUUGUUGAAUGCAUUUGAUAGUUAUUUAUUUCGUGUAGGAUCAAAAACUGGUAAAGUGACUGUUGCUACUCGACUAGAUCGAGAAGCAUUAUGUUCAAGUUUAAAAGCUCAAUUCUGUUGUAAUACAAGGUCUGGUAGUAUACCACCUCCAAUUUCAAGUGAAUCUGACUGGAAACUUAGAUCACCAGAAAAUAAUCCAAGUCAGCAAUGUUAUUUAGUUGUACACAUCAGUUUACAGCCUGACAGUGAAACGAAUCAAAAUAAUGACAUUUUUGUCAAUUCGCAUCAACAAGAUAAAACCAAUCGAGCAGCUUUAAUUUACCUCUAUAUACAUUUAGAAGAUAUCAAUGAUCAUACACCCCAGUUUCCAUCACAUUCGAUUGAUUUAAAUGUUAUGGAAGAUACACCAGUUGGAAGUGUUCUACACUAUUUUAGAAUAUCUGAUCCUGAUAUUGGUUCAAAUUCUUUGGAAUCAGUUAAUUUAACUGUUAUUCCGUUACCAAAUUUAUCAUCUGAUCAGUCAACAAAAUUACAACAAACAAAUUUUUUAAUACCUGACUUAUUAAGUAAACCAUUUGAAGUAAUACUGACUAGAGAAGGUGCAACAUUCAGUUUAAAAAAUCAAUUAGAUCGUGAAAUUGUCCCAGCUUAUGACGUUACUUUGAUUGCUUUAGAUGGAAACAAACAAAAUCCACGUUCAAGUCAAAUUGGUUUCCGUGUACAUGUAGCUGACGUGAAUGAUAAUUCACCUAGGUGGUUGAAACAAAAACCAUUAAAUGAUGUACAAACUUUAAACUAUGAACAAGAAAUUAAUUUAGAAAUAGAAAAUGACUAUCCGAGAUUUCUUGUAUCUGUACCAGAAAACACUCAGAUAGGUGCUCUGAUUUUCUGGCUUCAAGCACGUGAUGCUGAUACAGGUGAAAAUGCACGCCUUCAAUAUUUAAUUGAUACAAGUGCACCUGGUGGAUUGGUUGGAGCAGAUUAUUUAUCAGUUCAACCAAAUACUGGUGAAGUAAGAUUGAGAACUCAACUAGAUUAUGAAACAAUUUCUAUGCAAAUAAAUGGUCCAGAAAUUGAUAUCCCAGUAAUGGUACACGAUAAUCCACGAAAUGGUCGUCAGCUUUCAGCUAGAGCGAUGCUUGUAAUUAGAGUUUUGGAUGUAAACGAUGUGCCUCCUACCAUUAUUGCAACUCCUCUAGCUCCAAUAUUAUCCAGUGGAGGCUUUUUUCCUAACUUGAUUGAAAAUAAUCAUGUGACAUCUGUUUUUGGAAUAUGGGAAAAUCAACUACCUGGUCAACCAGUCGCCAGUAUUCAUGUUAGCGAUCCUGAUACUGGUGACGGUGGAGUUGUAGCCUGCACAAUUACCAAUGAAUACUUUCGCUUGGUAACAGAACCAUCAACAUCAAGGUUGCCUUAUGAAAACGUAUAUGAUUCUACCAGUCCAGAUACAAUGAAACCUGGCUUUAAUGUACCAAAUGUAAUAGAAGCUUUAUCUGGAUCUGCUACAUAUCAGCUCAUCUCCGCACAACGCUUAGACAGAGAGACUACUGCUCGACAUCAAGUUCUACUAACUUGUCGAGAUCAUGAUACAGUAAAACCACUAGUGUUUACAUAUCGACUAGACAUUGAAGUAAUGGACGAGAAUGAUAACCCACCGGUUAUAGCAUCCGAUAAACUUGCAUUAACGUGUCCAGAAAAUGCAUCACCUGGAAGAGUUAUUGGUCGAUUAAAUGUUACAGACGCCGAUAUAGGUGAAAAUGCGCGGUUACGCUUUUGGAUUGACGAAGCUGAUGUAAAUUGGAUUAGUAUACAGUCUAAUACUGGUGAAAUUCGAGUUAAUACUGUAUUUGACAGAGAAUUGGAGCCUGAACGUACAUUCACUGUUUAUGUAUCCGAUUCAGGUGUGAAUGCACAUACAGCUUCAGCUGAAAUCAAAAUUCAAAUUUUAGAUGAAAAUGACCACACACCACAUUUUACAGAUUUAUACUUUUUCUCUAUACCAGAAAAUAGUCCACCUGAUACAGAAGUUGGUCAAAUUCAUGCUGUAGAUGAGGAUAUUGGAGAUAAUGGAAAGGUUCAAUAUUUUCUUCGUCAACCAAGUAGAGAAUUUGAUUUGGAUAAAAAUACAGGCAAAUUAACUGUACGAAAAAAUGUAAUCGAUAUUGGCAAGCAUCAUUCAAAUGAAUUAUUUGGAAAAUUCGUAAGUUUAUUAGAUCGUGAACAAAAAGACACUUAUGAAUUAACAGCAUAUGCUGAAGAUUCUGGUAACCCAUCAAGACGUGCAAAUACAGUUAUACAUAUUAGUAUAUCAGAUGUAAAUGAUCAUGCACCAGAAUUUCGUUAUCCUACACCUCAUGGUACUGGAAGUCUACUGAAUAUAUCAUGUGCACAAUUAGGAAGUCAAAUUAUAGCUCACGUACAUGCAAAUGAUUCAGAUACAGGACGUAAUGGAGAUAUUGAAUACAGUAUUAUUCGUCAAAACAGUAGACCGCAAUUGCAAAAAGUUAAACGUAGUGGUGAUGGUGAUUUACUAACAGAUGUUCAGGAGAAAUCAAAAAUCAAAGUAUCCAAAGAUAAAAAUUCUCAGUCAAAUCAUACAGACUCACCGGACCUAAAAGAAACUACGACUGUUCAGGAUGGCGUAAAUAAAACUGUGGAGACUAAAAAUAUUUCUAAUACAAGACAUGUCAAAUGGGCUCCAUUAUCUCAAAUACUAUUAGGUGGACCUACAGAAGAACAUUUUGAUAUUGAUAGUUAUAGUGGUCAAUUGUUUUUAAUUCAUCCUAUAUUUGAUUGCAGCCAACCAGUUGAUGUAAAAUUAUUAAUUCAAGCAACUGACGGUGGUCAACCAUCAAAAUCAUCUACAGCUCAACUGACAUUACAUAUUUAUCCAGUGACUAUGACAAAUGAAUUAGAUAGUGAGAAUAACCAAAAUACUAAUAAUAAUAAUUUUAUGAGUGUUACAGAUAUUCGACGUAAUUUAGAUUUUAAUAGACGUAUAAGUAGCAGUACAAAUGCAUGGACAGAUCACAAAAAUUCAAGGCCAAUAUAUCAACGAGCUGGGUUCAGUGUUUCGUCUUCUGGUAUGACAAGUAAUCAAAGAAACAUAACUAAUUAUCAUUGGCCAGCUAUUGUUGGCUUGAUUGUAGCUAUGAUUGUUUUAGUACUGUUACUAUGUCUUAUGUUAAUUAUUUUAAGAAGAAGAUUUAUUAUGGAUACAAGAAAGCUGCCCAAUAAAGCUGAAUCAAAAGGGAAUAUGGAUGGAGACAAAUAUCAAACAAUGGUUGGUAUGACUAUUCGAUCAAAUGACACAACAAUGCAGGAUAUCUAUAACAGAAGUGGUUCACAGGUUGGACAAUCAUUACAUGAAAUAGUGAAUAAUUCUCAUUCAACAUUCUCAACAAAAACUGUAACACCACAUCCUGUUGAAGAAUUUAACUGUUCACCAAUAAGUACCAUGUUAUUUGAUACGCAUCAUCAAUCAUUAGUUGGGAAUAACUUUUUUCGUACUCUACCAAUGUCUUCGUCAACUUCAACAGCAAUAAUAUCAUCAACACCAGCUGUGGCAUUAAACGCUGGAGAAGUAGCGUUAAUUCAUCAUGAUUCUAUGCCCAUAAAUAAUCGAAAUAAUAAAACUACAACUAAUAUUAACAAUGUAUGCAAUGUAGAACAAUUGCAAUCAAUUUAUAAAGGACAGAACAGUGAACUUUACGGAUAUGUUGAUCCACAUCCACGAAGAAAAAAUAUCAUAUUACAAGGUAAUAGUUACCAAACGUUACAAACGAGACAACACCCUAAUUUACAAAAUAUAUCAUCAUUUAAUAGAAUCAUAACUGGAGAUUUUAGAAAUACUAAUAACAAUAAUAAUUACAUUAUCAACAACAGUAAUAAUGACUCAAUGAAAAGAUCAAUGACUCAAUAUAAUCAUCAGUAUAAAAAUGGACAGUAUACACCAUUACUCGAUAUGAAUAAUCAAAGGCAUAUGUUGGAGCGCUUACAUUUAAUACAAGCAUCACAACCAAACUUAUGCAUAGGUUUUAAAGGUGACGAAGAUGAUGUUGUCGAGGAUGAAGAAGAAGAGGGCAACAGUAAUGAUAUUGAAAGCAAUAUCAAUAAUAAUAGUCUAAUCGCUGAUGAUUGUCAUUCCUUUGGUCAUAUUCACAAGAAAGAAUCAUUUACACGCCAAGAAAGAGCUUUUAGUUUGACUAAUUUGAUUCCACAAAAAGCAGAAAUCUUAUCAUUCAAUGAAUAUAAUAAUUCUGAUGAACACCGAAAUAAUAAUACUACUAAUCAUACAAAUGAAUAUCAUAAAUCGAAAAACUGCAUGAAAUAUGAAUCGUCUUCACCACCAGUUAAUACAUUGAUACAGCAUGGAGAAAAAGAACAACACCGGCCACAACAUGAACGAAUAGUACUGAUAAAUAACAAAUAAGUAGACUGAAGCAAAAUACUACACCAACAACACUACCAUCAAUAAAUACAUCAACAUCGAAUACAAAUCAAUGUAUUAAAUUGAAAUCCAGUCAGUCGAAACACACAACAGAUGAUAUUACAAACAAUCCAAACUCAAUUACUACUAGUGGGAGUAAUAAUAAUUCUUAUUGUACUGUUAGUUUUGUUUGAUCCGGUCAAAUAGUGUAAAUAAGUACAUAGAGAAGAAACUAAACAAUGAAGGAGGAAUUACAAAAAUGAAAAGAUACAAUAGGUUUAUUUUUUUUAGACACUACCGACCAGUAUCAACAUUUCCGUUUGAAACGCUGAUCAAUAUUAUAUUUAAUUAUUUUACGUAGGAAAUAAUGGCACUGAGUGUAUGUACAUGAGCCAAAUUCAUCACUUCCCCCCCCCAAUCCACUUUCAUAU
This is a messenger RNA of Schistosoma mattheei, 5757 nucleotides long. The record is from the annotation of a GenBank genome assembly. Lineage: Eukaryota; Metazoa; Platyhelminthes; Trematoda; Strigeidida; Schistosomatidae.